This is a messenger RNA of Vicia villosa (hairy vetch), 504 nucleotides long. RefSeq lists its product as uncharacterized. NCBI's taxonomy places the organism in Eukaryota, Viridiplantae, Streptophyta, Magnoliopsida, Fabales, Fabaceae. Bases 1 to 504 code for a protein of 167 amino acids. The transcript has a single exon. The record is from RefSeq and is a predicted model, not a curated record.
AUGAAAGAAGAAACAUCAAAAUCCAGAACGUAUCAAGUAAGAAUAUUUGACUAUAAUCAUAAAACUUUCAGUGUGAAGGAGACAAUGGACCAUGGUGAGGGAAAACCUAUGGGAGAUUACAAGGUAAACCUAAUAGAUCUUUGGUGUGACUGCGGAGAGUAUCAAGCAUACUAUGUUCCUUAUUCACAUGUUAGUGUUGCAUGUUCUGUGGUGCGCCAAGACGCAUAUGCUCUGUUGUCUGAUGUUUACAGGGUCACAAACUUAUUCAGCAUUUACAGCACAAGCUUUCCAGUUCUACCAUACGAUGAAUAUUGGACCGCUUUUGAUGGAGAUCAAAUUUGCCAUAAUCCAAUAAUGCGGAGGAACAAGAAAGGCCAUCUAGUGAGCUCACAUAUUAAAGCGAAAAUGGACAUAUAUGAUAAGUUAGAGAGAAAACAUGCGUUGUAUCGUCUUCCUGGUCACAACCAAACCCAUUGUCCAAAUGUUGGAACCAGUAAUAACUAG